This is a messenger RNA of Heterobasidion irregulare TC 32-1, 3157 nucleotides long. RefSeq lists its product as uncharacterized. The record is from RefSeq and is a predicted model, not a curated record. The transcript has 6 exons. The coding region runs from base 1 to 2823 and encodes 940 amino acids. Gene Ontology annotation, molecular function: protein-folding chaperone binding. NCBI's taxonomy places the organism in Eukaryota, Fungi, Basidiomycota, Agaricomycetes, Russulales, Bondarzewiaceae. Gene Ontology annotation, cellular component: cytosol.
AUGCUGGAGGCCACAACAAGCCAUCUGACUGCCUCUGCAAGCCAACGUUUCGUCACAGCCUGCUACUCUAGACCCCCACAGAUCUUGCCUGCAGAUUCCAGUCCUUCUUCGUCUCCAGCCUCGUUCCCGCCCGCUUAUCCGACGCUUCCGCCGCGCUUCACAACUUCACAUCCGCCUCUCUCCUCCUCCCCAUUGUCUCUCGCUCUCCGCGUGCCCUUUACCCUCCAAGAACAAGAACGAUCCUACGACCCAGCCGACAUGCCUGUACCUACGUAUACGACCACGACAAGCGAUGCGUUCGCUGUGCUGGGCGUUGCCCCCGAUGCGUCCGAAAGCGAGGUCAAGCUCGCGUACAAGAAGAUGGCGCUCAAAUGGCAUCCCGAUCGGCACCUCGACGACAAGGACGAUGCUACGCAGCGCUUCAUCGAGAUCCACGAUGCGUACAGGAUGCUCACGGAGCCCAAACACCCUCCGUCACCGCCCAAGAAAGCAUCGAACCCGAAACAUUCGAAGAAGUCCGCGGAGGAUCCGCCUCCCAGACCAAAGUCUCGCAACAAGAAGAAGGCUGACAGGAAGAAGGGCUGGAAGAAAUCGCCGGGCCCAUCGCAUGCUACGAUGCCAGAGGAGGCGCCUGCGGAGAAUUCACCGGGAGCACACUCUGCGACGAUGCCAGAGUCCAAGGAUGUCUCUCAGCAGCCCACCACGGCGACCGCGUCUGCAUCGACGGAUGCUCUGCCGAGAAAAUCUCCAGGUCCCAGGUUCGAGCCGAUGCCGGAGGAUUCGCCCGAAUCCAGCUCAAACAAUCCUCUUCUCGAUGGCGUACGUCCGAAACCAUCGCCACGACCGCGAUUCUCGACAGCGCCGGAGGAUGCUCAGACAACAAAGAAGUCGCCGGGCCCUCGACAAUCCACCCUGCCUGACCAUGGGCCAUCCGCGAAGUCUCCUGGGCCCCGACAAUCGGCGCUGCCGGACGACCGACGUACCAGGAAAUCUCCUGGUCCUCGGCACUCUACCUUGCCUGACCACGGUCCCGCCAAGAAGUCUCCUGGCCCGCGACAGUCCACUCUGCCAGACGAUCGCCGCCGCGCUAAAUCCCCUGGGCCUCGACGGUCUACUCUGCCAGAUGAUCGACGUCACACGAGAUCUCCGGGGCCCCGACAAUCAACUCUACACGACCACGGGCCUACCAAGGCGCCUCCUGGGCCAAAACUGUCUACACUACCUGACGAUCGACGCACGACGAAAUCUCCUGGGCCGAGGCAUGCGCCUAUGGCGAACGCCAAACAUAACUCCUCAUCAAAGGCGUCGCCAGGACCUCGAUAUGCCGCCAUGCCAGGUGAAACUCGCUCGAAGGCAUCCCCAGCACCGCGAUUCGCCGCUAUGGCGGAGGACCGCACCUCCAAAAAGUCUCCGGGGCCUCGAAAUGCCGCUAUGCCCAACGACGCACCCAGCAAGAAAUCGCCAGGACCGCGCUUCGCUGCGAUGCCAGACGAUCAUCGUUCCUCCAAGAAGUCACCGGGGCCUCGAUACGCGACCGUGCCCAACAUCGCAUCGAGCAGGAAGUCGCCUGGGCCUCGUUUCUCGACUAUGCCUGACGAGUACCUGCCUGCAGGCAGAAAGUCCUCUGGUCCACGCUUCGCUUCUGAGUCUGAAGAACACUUGGCCUCGGGCAGGAAGUCUCCUGGUCCUCACUUCGCUUCCACGCCCUCUCAUCGCCCAAACAAGCUUCGUAAAUCUCCAAGCCCACGCAAUGCGACGCUUCCCGAUGAGCACCUCUAUCCCCCGGGUUUAUCACAGCCAGACAAUAAUGGUUAUCACCAUGCGGCUCAGCCCUCAUCUCGCCCACCGUCUAAGCCUGCACAUUCUCACACGAAUGACUAUGCGAAGGGCUCGUCAAGGUCAGACCCUGGUCAUAACUUCAGCUUUGGAUUCAACUUCAUUCGCAGUCAUAGUAAGAAUGCGACCUCAAAUGGUCGAGAGUCGUCUUUCUCAGACUACGUCCACGUCGACCUCUCCGAUAUUCCUCUGAGUCCUACUCCGAAGCCCGUGCCGCCAUAUCACUUCUCAACCGCACUACCUCACUCUCACAGCUAUCGCCCACCCCCUUCCUCCCAUCAUCGUGAUCGCCCCCACGAUGAACACGAUCGUUAUCCCGACCAUCGACGCACGCGAAGUGCCUAUUCACCUGGCGAUAGGCACACUAAGGAAUGGGUCUUCACGCUCGACUGCACCCUUGAAGAGCUCUACUGCGGAACAAAACAGCGCUAUCGCAUUUCACAACCUUACCCUGACAAGCGUGCGACCGACACCGUCGACAUCAACAUCCCGCCCGGCACCCUGCCGGGCACGCGUGUCCCCAUCUCCCUCCCUUCGCAGCGCCUUACGUUCGUAGUCAACGAGCUUCCGCACCCGCACUUCAUCCGCGUGCGGUCACACUCGCCGGCACACUCGUACGACUUCCACGAGCCGCCGGUAACGACGCUCAGCGAAACCCCGAAUACCUCGCCUCAUCUCGCGAUGUGCGUCGAGAUGCCGUAUUCGUUCCUGGAAGACUCUUAUCCGGUCGUCCGCGGUCCGCCGGGCUCCAUCAGCUUCGCGGGGCCUAGUGGAGCCAUGCUGCGCGUUAUGCUCCCGCGGACGCUGGUAGAGGCCAGCGACGGAACAUGCGUGAAAGGGCAGGGGAUGCCUAUCUACGACAGCAAUGCACGUAGAGUGGUUGGAUACGGAGAUUUGUUUAUUAGGUGGGACCUCUUCGUUCCUGGGAGUGAAAGGCGCGAGUCAAAGUGGACAUCGAUCAAGAAGGCGAUGCAAUUCUCUUUCUGAAUGCGGCAUAUCGACGGAGGGUCGACUCCGACGCGCAAGCAUAUUUUAGGUGAUAUAUUGUUUGCAUCAUUCUUCGUGGUUUAGGGAUCCCCAGGACGCUUCAAUUGUACCUUUCUGUCUAAGGAAUUUAGUGCAUGAUAUGUAUCUAAUUUCUUGUCUUUUUCUGCUGAUUCUGACCGAAGCUGGAUUACCAAAAUGUCCAUAUAAUGUUCCUCGUCUUCGGCGUGUAUAUUCAUUCGCAUACGUACUACUCUCGACGCACCGCUUCGCUCGUUCACAUCGCCAGACUUGUAACAGCACUGUUCUCAAUAUGAUAUCGGGGUUUCACCGCUUU